Molecule: messenger RNA, 1575 nt
Organism: Amphimedon queenslandica
Lineage: Eukaryota; Metazoa; Porifera; Demospongiae; Haplosclerida; Niphatidae
Product: H/ACA ribonucleoprotein complex non-core subunit NAF1-like
Exons: 2
Coding region: 103-1485 (460 amino acids)
Biological process (GO): pseudouridine synthesis; ribosome biogenesis; box H/ACA snoRNP assembly
Cellular component (GO): sno(s)RNA-containing ribonucleoprotein complex
Molecular function (GO): RNA binding
Source: RefSeq, a predicted model, not a curated record
CAAAUUAUUUGAUGUUUAAUCAUUUUUGUGUUAAUUUUUGUACAUCAGAACAUUACAUUUUAAUGUGUGGGUGACUGAGCUGAAGAACCUCGUGUACUCAAAAUGGCUGGAAUGGAGAAAGAACUCGAGAAAGAGAUUGAAGAUUCAGAAGAAAACAUCACUGGAGGCUCUACUGUCGACAAUAGUCCACCACCUACUGCUGAAGUAGAUACAGAAACAUUUAAAAACUUAUCUAAUCCAGGUACGGAUACUGCUACAAACGCUACUACUAGUAAAUCUGUCAUUACUACAGAUGCUGCUAUUGCUACUAACACUGCUGAGACUAUCAGUAGUACAGGAUCAUCUAAUGUAGCAAGCAAGGAAGGGAACAGCUCUUAUCCUGAAGGCACCAGCGAGACACAGCAGCUGUCCAGUGCUGGUAUUAGUCUCAUUAAACUGUACAGUGACUCUUCUUCCUCUAACAGCAGCAGCAGUGAGAGCGAUAGUGAUGAAGAUGAUACUACUACUGCACAGUCAUUAGAUCAUCAUAAUAACGAUGAAGAUGAUACCGAAGAUUGUAACACUUACCCUGUUGGUUCUGGAAACAGGAAAUAUGGCUACCCCAUGAUAGCAGAUGAAGUGGAUUAUCGUGAUCUUCCUCCGCCUGGAAACACUGCUCCUUGUCUCCCUCCCUCUAUCCCCCUCUCUCCUAUUGGGACUGUGUUACAUACGAUAGAGCAACUGACUAUAAUAGAGUCAUAUCCUGAUCAACCUACUGUUGAUGAGGGGACACACUUGUGGUCUGAUGAGAGAGAAUAUAUUGGAGAGUUGUUUGAAACCAUUGGCCCAGUCAAGAAGCCUUUCUACACAAUAAGAAUGAGCAUUGAUGAAGAGAGUCAUACCUUACCGCCAGGCAAGGAAAUAUUUAUCGCAAAAGACGAGAAAAACUUCACAAAAUACGUACUAAAAGAUAAACUAAGAGAAGAGAAAUGGUCGGACGCCUCUUGGAAAAACGACAGUGAAGUACCUCUUGAAUUACAAGAACCAUCAGAUGAUGAGGAAGAGAGAAACAGAGCUGGGAAAGGAGCUAAUAAAGACAAGAAAAAGAAUAAAAAUAACAAGCAACAAGGAAAUCAAAAUCAAAGAUAUAAUUAUGCUGCUACUAGAACUGAUCUACCUCCUGCUCUACCUCCUCACCCUCCUUCCCCUUAUCUUUCAUUUCCUCCUCCAGUACCUCCACCAUUCCCUGUUCCAUCUCUUCCACCUCCUCCGUUUAACUUCCCUCCUCUUCCUCCUCCUCCUCCUUUCCCUCCUCCUUCUCUCCCUCCUUUCCCUCCCUCAUCCCUCCCUCCUCCUCUUCCUCCAUCUCUCCCUUUCCCUCUACCUCCUCCUCCCCUCCCUCCUUACACUAUAAGACAAGCCUAUCACAAUAAUAAUAAUAACACUCGAACAAGACCUCCUCCUUUCUCUUUUAGACCUUCUUUCAAUGACUCAUGCAAUAAAUAGCAAAUGCUGCUAAUAUUAUUUAUGAUUUGAUUUGAUUUGCACACAAUGAUUAUCAUUACUUUUUGGUAAUAUCCAAUCGUCAACUUUGAA